This is a messenger RNA of Seminavis robusta, 1086 nucleotides long. NCBI's taxonomy places the organism in Eukaryota, Bacillariophyta, Bacillariophyceae, Naviculales, Naviculaceae. The record is from the annotation of a GenBank genome assembly.
AUGAAAACCUACUCGCAGGAAGAAUUGAAUCUGGCCCAAACGUAUAGCCAAAUCUGUCCUGCCGGUGCCGCGAUGGCUUUGACUAGCAAGGCAACUGGCACCCUAGCACCUUCCAAAGAUCAGCUCCGUUACAACAAGUCUCCCACUUCUAACAAACAUGUAUCCCAAUCCCAGGCUCUUAUCGAGUACCUCAGGGAGCAAGUAUCUUUGAAGAAGAUGAGAUUCGUUGCAUUGUAUCACGAGGUCACUGAGACAAGUUUGCUAACCAUUUCAAAGGCCAGCAUGAAUAGGAGGGCUCAACAGAUGAACAAUGAGGGUGUCUUUGAUGAGGACCUGGAACAAGCUCAAGAUAUACAGCUCACCUAUGAGGACUCCAGUUCCACUGUCCAGCAGCUGAGACUUAAGUCAGCUGCAGAGAAGGUUGGUAUUGCAGAGGCACUAUUGGCCAUGAAGCAAGAUAUGCAAGUGGGCAAAAAGGUGUUCCUUGCUUGUGCCUGGUGCACUGAAGAAGAGAGAAAACUGUUUCAGAAGUAUCCAGAAGUUCUUAUGGUUGAUGUAACGUUUCAAACAAACAAUCAGGGAAGGCCUCUGUUUACAAGUUGCUCACCAGGCAGGGACAUGUUCUUCUUCACACCAUUAAGGGCCUACUUACCUUCCCAAUGUAGAACACCAGCCCAAAGCUUACCCAAAUGCCAUUCAUGGAUUGUGCAUUUACAUCUUGUGACCAAACCACUGGCUGAAGCUGGAAGUAAAUUGGUAGGGAAGGAUGAUCCCUUUGUAUUGAAUCAAAUCGAGACUUUCAAAAGAUGGGUCUUUACCUGGAUGUGUCUUGGAGGAAUUGAGACUGAUGAGGAAUUUGAAAUCUCACAUAGAUUGUUGGUCCAGUGGCUGAAGGCAUUUCGCAAUGAUGAUGCGACCGAAAGAGCCUCUGAGGACCUCAAGCACAACUCUUACCAUUUGGAGCUCGAGCUGAUCCGAAUCAUGAACCACAAGAGCCGUUGGUACUUUCCAAGUAGACGCCACCAGGGUAUUGGACAUUAUCCAAUCCAAAUUGAAUUUCCAAUGUGGGCGCACGCAAAGGCUUGA